Chelonoidis abingdonii (Abingdon island giant tortoise) is the source of this 3982-nucleotide messenger RNA. NCBI's taxonomy places the organism in Eukaryota, Metazoa, Chordata, Testudines, Testudinidae. The record is from RefSeq and is a predicted model, not a curated record.
AGGUUUUCUUGAAUACCCUUUGUAAAUGAAGAGGGAGGAAUUUGGAAGUGGGAGGGAGGAAAUUCAGCCCGAGUCGGAUGCAUCUACUACGUUGGCUUGCCAGAAGAGGCAAGGAAAAUAAGCUGAGGACAGAAAUAGAAGAAGACAUGGGACAUCCACAUGCUUAUUAAGUUCUGCUUUGCGAACGGCGGAAGAAGGUUGUCAAAUUGGCUGGAAGAGUGAGUUCUCAAUAACGUGUCACAUGGAACUAGCAUCAAGUUAGAAACCUGAUAAGAUACAGUUAUCAUCAGAUAUUCCCUGGCCUUAAUACCAAGGGAGAACUUUUCUUUCAAAGCAACUACAAGAAGGGGACUGUACAAAAGCUGAUUCUGCUUGAGGCUGCUGUCCUGCUUUCUCUGCACUUUUCUAGUCUUAGUGGGUGAUGUUACAGCAUCUUUAACAUUCAGACCCUAAUACUUUACUAGUUAACAGGCAGGAACCUUUGAGAACAAUCAUGGAUGAUUAUGAUAUCAGGUCUGCUGCCAGCAUUUUGGCAUCUGUUAAAGAGCAAGAGGCUCGUUUUGAGCGGCUCACCCGUGCACUUGAAGAAGAGCGACGCAAUGUCUCCUUGCAGCUUGAACGUGCUAAUCAGCCCUCAGAACGAAUGAGCAUGUGCAACAUUGGCAAUGGUCAGCCACUGGCAACCGCAUGGCAGCAACUUGUCCUGCAGGAGCAAAGCCCCAGCAACCAGACAUCAAUAACAAUGAUGCAAGAGCCUCAGGAGAUGGUGGAGGAGACUGUUACUGUUGAGGAAGACCCGGGUACCCCUACUUCCCAUGUGUCUAUUGUGACUUCAGAAGAUGGAACCACAAGGAGAACUGAGACUAAGGUCACAAAAAUGGUCAAAACAGUCACCACUAGAACAGUACGCCAGGUCCCCCUGGGGCCCGAUGGCCUGCCGGUAAUGGACAGCUCCUCUCCUAUGGGCAGCUACACAGAUUCAAUAGACAGAAGAUACAUGAAGAAUGGUGAGCGUUACAUCACACCACAAGCUUCGUCCACAUUGACCAGAUCUUACAAUAGCUACGAUUCUUAUCCUGACGGCCACGACAGCCAGUAUCGCCCUUUUAUCAGCCACGAUGGCUAUGGAGAUCUAGCUGACAAUUAUGGCAGCUUGUCCCGUGGCAUCAACUACCGUCCUCGCUAUGCCUACAUACCAGGAAACAGUUACCGGCCAGAGGAUGGUAGUUUCACCUUGCCAAGCAGGAGGGAUAACUAUGGUCCCGUCGCCCAGCCCCAAGUGCCAACAGGCAGCAACAUUGACUUGAAUCGCUCCCAGCCAGAACGUUUCCAGCCAGAGCCUUAUGGGUUGGAGGACGAUAAUCGCAGCCUUGGGGUAGAUGAUGAAGGGUAUGAACUGGACCCAGAUUACUCCACAGUGAACCGAAGGACAUCUGCAGGGGUGCCUGAGAGGGAGAGACCUCACAAAGGAAGGGGCUACGGUGACCCUGUUGAGUCAGAGAUGGUUGAUGAGAGGAUCCCUUACCUUCAUGGUGGCUACGUAGCACCAUUAGCACAGCCGGAGAGGGGGAGCAUGGCCAGCAUUGAACGCCUGGGCAAGCGUUCCCCCUCCAUUGACAGCAUCCGCAAAGAUCCCAGGUGGCGGGACCCUGACCUCCCUGAAGUGAUUGCCAUGCUCAGUCACCCCAUCGAUCCAGUCAAGUCCAACGCGGCAGCAUACUUGCAGCACCUGUGCUAUGAGAACGAUAAAAUAAAAAAGGAUGUGAGGCAUCUGAAAGGGAUUCCCAUCUUGGUGGGUCUGCUAGAUCACCCAAAGCCAGAAGUUCAUCGCAAAGCUUGUGGGGCUCUCAGAAACAUCUCUUACGGGAAGGAUAAUGAGAACAAGGUGGCUAUAAAGAUCUGCGAUGGGAUCCCGGCACUGAUCAGGUUAUUGCGGAAGACAAACGACAUGGAAGUCAGAGAGCUCAUUACAGGCACUCUUUGGAACUUAUCAUCCUAUGAGCCCCUGAAGAUGGUGAUCAUUAACCAUGGCCUUCAGACACUGACAAAUGAGGUGAUUAUCCCCCAUUCUGGAUGGGAGAGCGAGCCGAAUGAGGACUCUAAGCCUCGGGAUGCUGAAUGGACCACGGUCUUCAAGAACACGUCUGGCUGCUUGCGGAAUGUAAGUUCAGAUGGCGCAGAAGCUCGGAGAAGACUAAGAGAGUGUGAUGGCUUAGUGGACGCUCUCCUUCAUGCUCUACAGUCUGCAGUUGGCAAGAAGGAUACAGAUAACAAGUCCGUGGAGAACUGUGUGUGCAUUAUGCGAAACCUUUCAUAUCACGUCCACAAAGAGGUCCCAGGAGCCGACAAGUACCAAGAGCUGGAUGCAAAUCAGCCUACCAGCACAGGAAGCUCUCAGAAGAAGAAGAAAGAAGACGCUGGCUGCUUUGGAGGGAAGAAAGCUAAAGAGGAGUGGUUCAAUCAAGGAAAGAAAAAUGGAGAUCUGGACAGGAACUUCGAUACACUUGAUUUGCCCAAGCGGUCCGAAGCAGCAAAAGGCUUUGAAUUGCUCUACCAGCCAGAGGUGGUCCGGCUCUACCUCUCGAUUCUCACUGAAAGCCAGAACUUCAACACUUUGGAAGCUGCAGCAGGGGCUUUGCAGAAUCUCAGUGCUGGAAACUGGACAUGGUCCACGUAUAUCCGUGCAACUGUACGAAAGGAGAGAGGCUUACCAGUCCUUGUUGAGCUUCUCCAGUCUGACUCUGAUAAGGUUGUGAGAGCUGUGUCAAUUGCACUGAGGAAUCUCUCUAUGGAUCGUCGCAAUAAGGAUCUCAUAGGUAGUUAAGCCAUGGGUGAACUGGUAAGAAAUUUGCCUAGCAGGCAGCAGAGAUCCACUAAAAACCUGGAAGAGGAUACAGUGGUUGCAGUCUUGAAUACCAUCCAUGAAAUCAUUACUGACAGUUCAGAAAAUGCAAGGUCCCUGAUCCAGACACAGGGCAUUCAGAAGCUGGUAGCUAUCAGCAAGUCAAGCCAGUCCCCCAGGGAAACAAAGGCAGCAUCUCAUGUUCUUCAGAUGGUUUGGAGCUACAAAGAGCUACGAAAUGUCCUACAGAAGGAUGGAUGGAACAAAUCCCAUUUCCAGUCUGUCUCUGCAGCACCAAAGGGAUCCAAAGGUACAUCUGGCAAGUCUGGCUAUGAUGAUAGUACUCUGCCACUGGUGGAUAAAAGCCAAGAUAAUGAGAAGGCUGCAAGUCAUGAUAUGAUUCCUCUGGAUGAACUUGGUCCAGAUGGGUACUCCACCAUCGAUCACCGGGACAAAGAGCGCAAAUACAAGACCAAUGACAACAUAGGGGAUGCAUCGGAGAAAGAACCUUUAAAAAAUGACACAAAUAGGAAAAACAUUAACAGGAGUAACAGGGCUUCGGUGAAUCUGGUGGAUGCCCGUGACAUUAAACCCCAGCCUGUUGACUCCUGGGUCUAAUUUGCAUGCAUGGGCUAGAAUCCAACUACUUUUUUUCUUUUUUUUCUUUUUUUUCUUUUUUUUUACUGAGGGGAAAAAACCAAUUUGAACCAACACAGAGGAUCUCAUCACCACUGCCAUUCAGAUUCGGAGGGCGCUGCAUCAGUGAACAGUCUGCAGAUUCUAGGAGGGUGUGGGGAGAAAACAAACAACUGCCAUCAGCCAACCCCGGAGCACCAUGCCUUACAGCAAGACAAUUUGCUUUUUAAAACUCAAUUACAUUCCCACCAGACACAGCCACCUCCCUUUACCUCCCUCCCCCAUCAAAGAAGAAAGAAUCCAAGCUUACAUCUAACCGGUUAGGUUCUUAGAUGACUCUUACAUGAGGGUGGUGCCAAGGAUGAAAAGAGAAGGUCACGUGGUGGGAAAGAGGAAGCUUUGCAAGUGAAAGAGGAACUGCAGAAUAUUUGAAAUAUCUCUUAGGUAUAGUCUUGAGGAAACUAGCACUUUUCAUUUGUUUUUUGGGUUUUGUUUUGAACUGUG